Molecule: messenger RNA, 1654 nt
Organism: Dendrobium catenatum
Lineage: Eukaryota; Viridiplantae; Streptophyta; Magnoliopsida; Asparagales; Orchidaceae
Exons: 4
Coding region: 326-979 (217 amino acids)
Source: RefSeq, a predicted model, not a curated record
GGGUAGCCAUAGAAAAAAAAAAAAGGGUUUCCUUGCAAACAAAGCAUCUUGCGAGGGUCGGUCGCUGAGGCAAAGGCUCGGAGCGGAGACUUCGAGCGGAUAAGAACAACCGAACUCAUCAAACCCCUUUUCUUCUUCUACAAAACCUCUCCUUCUCCUACUCGUUCUCUUUUGAGCUCUCUUUCUCCUAAUUUCUCCUCUUCUGAAACAGAGAAAGCUCUCUCUUUUCCCGCACUUCUCAUAAAACUGAGAAAGCCCUCGGGUCGAAAAGCUGGCUAUUGAUCAGUAUUCCCCGUUCAAGGAGCUGAAACAGUACAGGAAAGCCAUGGGUGGACCAGGAGGAGAAGAUGAGAACCGGUGGCCUCCAUGGCUGAGGCCCCUCCUCUCGACUCGCUUCUUUGUUCAAUGCAAGCAUCACGCUGAUUCGCACAAGAGCGAGUGUAAUAUGUAUUGCCUCGACUGCACUAAUGGCGCGCUCUGUUCCCUCUGCCUCGCCUACCACCGCGACCACCGGGCAAUUCAGAUAAGGAGGUCAUCAUACCACGAUGUUAUAAGAGUUUCGGAGAUACAAAAAGUUCUUGACAUCAGCGGUGUGCAAACCUACAUCAUCAAUAGCGCCCGCGUUGUCUUCCUCAACGAGCGGCCACAGCCAAGGCCCGGAAAAGGCGUCACCAACACCUGCGAGGUUUGUGAGAGGAGCCUCCUCGACUCCUUCCGCUUCUGCUCACUUGGCUGCAAGGUAGUUGGCACUUCUAAUGACCCCAACAUGAAGAAGAAGAGGAUGAAGAAUCGAGUAACUACGGCAUCGGGCUCCGAGGAGUCCUACUCAAGUACGAGCCAUGGCAGCGAGAAGAGCACGGUGGUGCAGAGCUUCAACCCUUCAACACCGCCGCCGACCGUUGUUAGCUUCCGCAGCACUAAGAGGAGGAAGGGCAUUCCGCAUCGAGCCCCUUUCAGUAGCCUUAUCCUUGAAUUUUAGAAAAGCAAGACGAAAUCCCAACUGCAUCUCGCUUCACUGUGUUGUCUUCACCUAUAAUUAUAUGCAUAGAAGAAGAUGGCUUCCAACUCGCCGGCACUUUGCGCCGAGGAAGGAGAAGAUGUCAUAGAUAGAAAGAAACGUUUUUUUCUAGUAAUACUAAGUUUGAUCUUAGAUUAAAGCUUGUGUAAAAAUGUAAAUAUCAAGUGAAAAGUUGGCAGAGAUGGAAAGAGUGGAUUUCUAUAGUUGGGAAUGGAAUAAUAAGAAUUUUACUUUGCAAUCGUGGAUAGAUUGAUGGCGGUGUGAAAUGGCGGUGGUUUUCAGAUUUCGGAGGACGGUUUGUGGCGGUGGCGGUUGGCCGGGGGGACCGGUGUGCGAGUGCGCACUGCUCCGCACGUGAGACAGCAUUACCCACGUGGCGAUUAAUGUUGGAUCGAACCAAAAAACGGCAACGUGGAUUUGUAUUUUGUUCAAACGGGAUUGGUGUGGGCCACGUGGCACCGCAUCUACUCAUCUUCGUGACUCUUCCUCGGCUAGGGCCGUCGCCUGUUAAAACUGGCUGGUUUUCUUUGUAAUAGUUACCAGUAAACAUGGCGUUUCCUUAUUGUACCGUAUUUCAGACCACUGUUUGUGACCAAUGGACACGUGUAAUGCAUAAACGACGUGUCUUUCUAGAAA